AUGACGGGGUGCUGUGGCACGUUUCAAUGGAUGGCCCCGGAAGUUCUUACGAGCCAAAAGUAUUCAUUAUCCGCCGACGUGUACAGCUUCGGUGUCAUUCUGUGGGAAAUAUGCGAGGUCGCUGCCCCCUUUAAAGAUCUAGCUCCUGCUCAGGUCCCCAUCGCAGUCGUUCAGGAGAGACGGCGGCCGAUUAUCUCACCCAAGACACCACCGCCGCUCCGCGACCUCAUCCAGCGCUGCUGGCAGCACGAACCUACUCUGCGUCCCACCGCAGCGGAGGUGGUCAGCAUUCUGCAAGGCUUCUUCCCCAGUACAUGA
Messenger RNA from Phytophthora sojae, 318 nucleotides. RefSeq lists its product as hypothetical. Gene Ontology annotation, molecular function: ATP binding; protein kinase activity. Lineage: Eukaryota; Oomycota; Peronosporomycetes; Peronosporales; Peronosporaceae. Bases 1 to 318 code for a protein of 105 amino acids. Gene Ontology annotation, biological process: protein phosphorylation. The transcript has 3 exons. The record is from RefSeq and is a predicted model, not a curated record.